Molecule: messenger RNA, 999 nt
Organism: Podospora bellae-mahoneyi
Lineage: Eukaryota; Fungi; Ascomycota; Sordariomycetes; Sordariales; Podosporaceae
Exons: 3
Coding region: 1-999 (332 amino acids)
Molecular function (GO): dTDP-glucose 4,6-dehydratase activity
Source: RefSeq, a predicted model, not a curated record
AUGUCUAGUCCACCAAAGGUUCUGGUCACUGGCUCGUCGGGCCAUCUGGGCAAAGCGCUCAUGCUUACCCUGUCACACUACGGGUUCACUCCGACUGGCAUUGACAUCAAGCCCAGCCCGCUCACCACCCACGUCGGCACCAUCGCCGACCCGGACUUUGUCUCGUCCGUAUUCACGACGCUCCAUCCUGACGUAGAAUAUGUAAUCCACACUGCCACGUUGCACAAACCGCACAUUUGCUCGCACACAAAGGCGGACUUUAUCGCCACAAACAUCACGGGGACGUUGAAUCUGCUUGAAGCGAGCGUUGCGAGGCAAGGGGGGGUCAAGACUUUUGUUUUUAUCUCCACCACCUCUGCCUUUGGGGGCAGUCUGACGGCUGGACCUGGCUUACCGGCCGUGUGGAUUGAUGAGGGGGUGGUUCCCAAACCGAAGAAUGUCUAUGGGGUUACCAAGAUAAGUGCGGAGGAUGUGUGCGAGUUGGUUAACAAGGAGAGCGGGCUGCCGGUUGUGGUGUUGAGGACGAGUAGAUUCUUUCCCGAGGGGGAUGAUGACGAGGAGAGGAGGGGGAGUAUGGGGGAUGAUAAUUUGAAAGUGUUGGAGUUGGGCUACAGGAGGGUAGAUAUCGCUGAUGUAGUGGGGGCUUGCGUGAAAGCGAUGGAAAAGGGGCCGGGGUUGAAAGGGAAGUGGGGAAAGUACAUCAUUUCUGCGCCGACGGUGUUCAAAAGGGAGGAAGUAGUGUUGAAGGGGUUAGAUAGGGACGCUGGGGAAGAGUAUUGCAAGGCGGUGGAGGGGGCGAGGGAGGUUUUUGAAGGGAAGGGGUGGAAGUUUUUGAAGAGGGUGGAUCGGGUGUAUGAUAGUGAUUUGGCGAGGCGGGAGCUGGGGUGGGAGGCCGUGUAUACUUUUGAGAGGGCAGUAAAGAAGGUGAAGGAGGGAAAGGACUGGAGGAGUGAGUUGACGGGGAGGGUGGGGAAGUUGGGAUAUCAUGAUAUGUUUUGA